This is a messenger RNA of Gossypium raimondii (Peruvian cotton), 856 nucleotides long. RefSeq names its product V-type proton ATPase 16 kDa proteolipid subunit. Gene Ontology annotation, biological process: proton transmembrane transport. Gene Ontology annotation, cellular component: proton-transporting V-type ATPase, V0 domain. Lineage: Eukaryota; Viridiplantae; Streptophyta; Magnoliopsida; Malvales; Malvaceae. The coding region runs from base 129 to 626 and encodes 165 amino acids. The record is from RefSeq and is a predicted model, not a curated record. The transcript has 3 exons. Gene Ontology annotation, molecular function: proton-transporting ATPase activity, rotational mechanism.
GAAAAUUUCCCAAUUCUCUCUCCUCUGAUCGGUGAAAAGAAAAUUUGAAGGAAAAAAAUCCAUCACCGAUCUAAAUUCCCCAAAUUCUGUUCAAAUCGCCGGCGAAAUUUUGAUCUGAAAAUCUAAAAAUGUCGUCCACAUUCAGCGGCGAUGAAACUGCUCCUUUUUUUGGCUUCCUCGGUGCCGCUGCUGCCCUUGUUUUCUCCUGUAUGGGAGCUGCGUAUGGGACGGCUAAGAGCGGUGUUGGUGUGGCGUCGAUGGGAGUGAUGAGGCCGGAGCUGGUGAUGAAAUCGAUCGUUCCCGUUGUUAUGGCUGGUGUUUUGGGUAUUUAUGGUUUGAUUAUUGCGGUUAUUAUCAGUACUGGGAUUAACCCAAAGGCUAAAUCUUAUUACCUUUUCGAUGGCUAUGCUCAUCUUUCCUCUGGCCUUGCUUGUGGUCUUGCUGGUCUCUCCGCCGGCAUGGCUAUUGGGAUCGUCGGCGAUGCUGGCGUUAGAGCCAAUGCCCAACAGCCAAAGCUUUUUGUUGGAAUGAUUCUUAUCCUCAUUUUUGCUGAGGCUUUGGCUCUGUACGGACUCAUCGUCGGUAUCAUCCUCUCUUCUCGUGCCGGUCAAUCCCGAGCUGAAUAGAGUGCAAUAUUCCAAGACUCGGGAUUUUGUAUCCGUUCAUUCAUUUUCAUUUGCUGUUUGUAAGAUUAGAACAUAGAUUCGAUUCGAAAUAAAUCGUUUUUUACAUUGUUUCUAUUCUCUAUUUCUGGAAUCAAAUAGUUCAGUGUACUGUAAAGACCAUUAUGUUGAUAUUUUUCACUCAAUUCUGCUAUUGGCAUUGCAAUAAUGAAGUUCUACUAUCAGCUUCCCCA